Messenger RNA from Miscanthus lutarioriparius, 1005 nucleotides. Lineage: Eukaryota; Viridiplantae; Streptophyta; Magnoliopsida; Poales; Poaceae. The record is from the annotation of a GenBank genome assembly.
AUGGCCAGCGUCGUCGACGGCAAUGGAGGCAGCGGCGGGCUGGUGGUGACGGAGCUGGGCCACAUCAAGGAGUUGGUGACACAGCUGGAGGUGCACCUCGGCGGCUCCUCGCCCGACCUCUGCAAGCAACUCGCCUCGCAGAUCUCCUCCAUCACCGAGCGCUCCAUCAGCCUGCUCAUCACCACCUCCACCCUCGACGGCGCGCGGAAGCGGUCGGCGGCGGCGGCCAGCCCGCUCAGCGACGCCUCCGACGCGCCCUUCGUCAAGGCCACCAAGAAAAGGAAGACGAAGAACAAGGAGAGGCAUGAGGUGAGGGUGAGCACGGCCGGAGGAGACGGCGACCACCCGGCUGACGACUGCCACAGCUGGAGGAAGUACGGCCAGAAGGAGAUCCUUGGAGCCAAGCACCCAAGGGGCUACUACCGCUGCACGCACCGGCACUCCCAGGGAUGUGCGGCGACGAAGCAAGUGCAGCGCACCGACGAGGAUCCGACCUUCUUUGAUGUUGUCUACCUCGGCGAACACACCUGCGUUCAGAGCCAGAGGGCGUCUGCGGCGGCGGGUCAGGCUGCCGCGGACGCGCAGGCGCCGGAGUAUAAAUACAACGCCAACCCGGGAGCCAGCAGCCUCCUGCAGAGCCUGACCUCCAGCCUGACGGUGAAGGCCGAGGGGCCGGCCGUGGAGCCAGAACAGCAGCUGCUGCAGGGCUGGGACGCGCCCGCGCCCUUCUGCUUCUCCUCCACGCCGGCGACGGCGAGCGGGUGCCUUGUACCGGAGCGCAGCCCCUUCUCCGCGCCGUCGACAUCCGACAACUGGGGCGUGUCCCCGGCAACCUCGGACUCCAAUCGCGUCGUCUCUUUCCCGCCUUUCGAGGUCACCUUGUACCGGAGCAGCAGCUGCGGCGACGAUGUGCAGUUCGGGUUCGAGGAAGUCAUGUCAGCGCUCGACAGACCCGACGGGUUUCUCGACGACCUCGACAUCGACAUCUCAAGCUUCUUCGCGUGA